Molecule: messenger RNA, 321 nt
Organism: Spirodela intermedia
Lineage: Eukaryota; Viridiplantae; Streptophyta; Magnoliopsida; Alismatales; Araceae
Source: the annotation of a GenBank genome assembly
AUGGGGAAGAGGAAGACGCCCGAGAACGCGCCCCCAGCAGGCCGAAGGGAUCCGGAAGAGAAGCAGGACGGGAACGAGGAGGGGAAGAUGGAGGAGUUCUUCCAGCUUCUGGAGAGGGUCAGGGAAAUGAGAAAGCUUUGCUCCACCGGCGGCAGCGAGAGGAGGAAGGAGCUGACCUUCCAGUGGGAAGACUUCGCCGGCGCGGCGGCACCCGGUCACAAGAGCCCUCUCAAAGGCACGCCGGCGGGCACGCGCCGAAUAAUAAAGGAGACGAAGGAAGAAGGAGGAGGGUCGAGCCUGGACCUCCGACUAAGCUUGUAA